Vespula vulgaris is the source of this 4529-nucleotide messenger RNA. RefSeq names its product ribosomal protein S6 kinase beta-1-like. Lineage: Eukaryota; Metazoa; Arthropoda; Insecta; Hymenoptera; Vespidae. The transcript is spliced from 16 exons. Gene Ontology annotation, biological process: signal transduction; protein phosphorylation. The record is from RefSeq and is a predicted model, not a curated record. Gene Ontology annotation, molecular function: protein serine/threonine kinase activity; ATP binding. Bases 664 to 3141 code for a protein of 825 amino acids.
GCUUACCACCAACAGGAUCGGAUUCGCCUUCAGGGCCCUCCAACUUUAUAUCCGAGCGAUGCAAUAUCUCUACAAUUUUUACUUUUCCACACGUAGACAGAUGGCGCGGCGAUACGUUGCUCUCGUAACCCUUUACGUUUUUCUAACACGUGAGAAUAUUUCUUUCGAUUGCUUUAUAUCGAGCAUUAGCAUUUCGAACCGUACGAGAAGCAAUGUUCCUCGGAUGCCUGUAACAACACGUAUAGGUUAUAUGGUUAUUAUAAACGAGAUAAUGCUAACUCAUACGCAUCGUUAAUCGUUCGACAUACAUACAUACAUACAUACGUAAGAACGAACGACGAACGAACGUACGAACGAACGAACGAACGAACGAGCGUACGUACGCACGUACAUACUUACGCGCAUACUAACUAUACGAUCUUUCUACGUCGCUCGUAUGUCUUUCCAAUCGGACUUAUAAUGAACUUUAACGUACACUCUCUCAACCGAAUUCGAUCGUUCCUUAAUAAUGCAUAUUAACGAAUACAUUAUUAUCGACUCCUCGUAGUCGCGAUCCAUCUAACGCGAUGGAUAACCACGCACCGACUAAUAUCUGCGCCACCUGCUUUCUCAUGGAAGAAUUAAAAUUCGUUGGCAGCAGUGACAUACGUAGAGUACAUACAUAUGUACGCUUCUUUUUUUUUCCCCUUUUUUUCGGACGCUCCGAAACACUACGAACGACUCGUUCUAUUCCUAUUCGAUAUCUUACUUGAAAAAGGACUUUGUAUAAUCGUUAAUCUAAACGAAAUGAUCCGAUCUCAUCCUACGUAUUCUACUCGAUCUCGUCUCGAUCGUAAGGAGUCUCGGGGAUCGAAAGAUACAAAAUCGAUGAUAAAAUCAACGAUCAGGUCGGUCGCGAAAGACGCGAUAUCCGAGUCUGCGACGGCCGGUGGCGAGGAAGUGGUGGUAGUGUGUAGUGGUGGCGAUGGUGGUGGUGGUGGCGGUGGUGGUGCUGGUAGUGGUGGUGGUGGUGGUGGUGGUGGUGGUGGUGGCGGUACUGGUGGUGGUGGUGGUGGUGGUGAUGAUCGUGUUGGCGGUGAACGAGACGACGACAAUGGCAACGACGACGACGAUGACGACGACGACGACGACGACGAUGACGACGAUGACGAUGACGACGAUGACGAUGAGGUCGACGAGAACGACGAGGACGACGAUGACGACGGUGGCGGUGGUGGUGGCGGUGGCGGCGACGGCGGUAGCAGCGGCAACGGCGGCGGCAGCGGACGAAAAAGGGGAGGAGGGUGUAUGCAUGUAAUAAAGAACGUUCACCUGUGUAGUAGAGUAGCGCGAGUUAAAAGAAACGUACGAUUCGGUCAACGAACGAGGAACGUCCUCCUCCCUCUUCCUCCCUCCCUCCCUCUUUCUCCUCCUCAUCCCUCUGCUCUCGUCGCGCGAUCGACCGCCCUUCGUAUCGCGACAUUUUACGACGUAUACCUUGGGAAAUUGAUUCUGAAACGUAAAAUAAUGAAAUCUGACGUAAGGUUACCCCCAUGGGAUUUUGAUUGGGCCGCAUUCAUGUUAAUGCACAAUCAUCGAGCUGAUAAAGAAAGAAAGAGAAAGAAAGAGAGAAAUGGUGUAGCUGAGUAUGUGUGUGUGCGUGUGUGUAUGUGUGUAUGCAUCGGACGCUGCAUAAAAAAGAAACGGAAAAUUCAAACGGACGUUCAUACUUAUGAAGUAAAAAUAAUGGCUGGAGUAUUCGAUAUUGAAUUGCACGAAGGUGAUAGCGUAAAUCAUGAUGAGUCCGAUGACGAUGUUAUUGAGAGCAGAGAGGAAGAAUAUAGUCAUGCCUCAAAUGUAGAUGCAAUGCUGGAAUCUGAAAAUUUAGAAAGAGUACAAUUGUCGGAGCAAAAUGUUAAUCCAGGACAAGAGAAAACAGGUCCUCAGGAUUUUGAAUUAUGUAAAAUCCUUGGCGAGGGCGGAUAUGGAAAAGUUUUCCAAGUUAGGAAAGUUACAGGCCAAGAUAAAGGCAGCAUUUUCGCUAUGAAAGUGUUACGUAAGGCAUCUAUUAUAAGAAACCAAAAAGAUACAGCUCAUACUAAAGCAGAGAGAAAUAUAUUAGAAGCUGUCAAACAUCCAUUCAUUGUUAAUUUAAUGUAUGCUUUUCAAACUGGAGGUAAAUUAUAUUUGAUUUUGGAAUAUUUAUGUGGUGGAGAGCUUUUUACAUAUUUGGAUCGAGAAGGCAUCUUUUUAGAAGAUACAGCAUGUUUUUAUUUAUCCGAGAUUAUACUUGCCCUACAACAUCUUCAUAAUCAAGGAAUUAUAUAUAGAGAUUUAAAACCAGAAAAUAUUUUAUUAGAUGGAGAAGGUCAUGUAAAAUUAACAGAUUUUGGCCUUUGUAAGGAACAUAUACAAGAUGGUACUGUAACUCAUACAUUCUGUGGAACCAUAGAGUACAUGGCUCCUGAGAUCUUGACAAGAAGUGGGCAUGGAAAAGCUGUUGAUUGGUGGAGUUUAGGUGCUUUGAUGUUUGAUAUGCUUACAGGAAUGCCUCCAUUCACUGGAGAUGAUAGAAGAAAAACAAUUGAAAAAAUAUUAAGAGGAAAAUUAUGUCUUCCACAAUAUCUUACACCUGAUGCAAGAGACCUAAUUCGUAAACUAUUAAAGAGGCAAGUUGGUCAAAGAUUAGGAUCUGGACCUGAAGAUGCAGAGCAAAUAAUACAUCAUAAUUUUUUUAAACACAUUAAUUGGGAAGAUGUUAUUUCACGAAAAUUGGAACCUCCUUUUAAACCAUCACUGAAAAGUGCAGAUGAUACUUCUCAAUUUGAUGAACAGUUCACUGCAACCAUUCCAGUAGAUUCACCUGUUGAAAGCACUUUAAGCGAAUCCGCAAAUAUGAUAUUUCAAGGUUUUACAUAUGUAGCGCCAAGCGUUUUAGAAGAAAUGUAUACACAACCAAGAGUUAUAAAUGCUAGGAGUCCACGCAGAGAACUUUUAAGUACUGGUUUCAGUGGUAGUCUUCACAGUCUAUCACCACGGACUCCAGAAACGCACCUUCGUACGCCUUCUCAGUUUCAUCAACUUAGGCAUCAUAUAGUAGGGCACAAUAACAUAGAAGAUACUGAAAUGAUGGACGUUGGUCGACUACCGAAUCAUUUAUAGUGGUCAGUGUUUAAUAAUGCAAACUUAUAAGACAUUAUUGAACUUCUAAAUUAUAUUGCAGAAUUAAUGUUUCUGCUGUGAAAAAUUGGUUAUGCAAUGAUCUGCAUUUGGGCUGCAAAAGUCCAAGAUGCACAUUUAGCUAAUUUUUCAGUUUCUAUAAAUAUAUAUGUGUAUGUAUGUGUAUGUAUAUAUAUAUAUAUAUAUAUAUAUAUAUAUAUAUAUAUAUAUAUAUAUAUGUGAUGGAAAUUAUGAUAAAAUAUUAACUUUUUGCUACAGAGGCAGUAAUGUUAUUAUCUGCUACUCUUAUAGAACAUAUAAUUAUUGAAAUGAUGAAAUAUAAAUUUGAAGUAUAUACAUAUAAUGAAAUAUGUAUUUUACAUAUCACCACAUGUUGGUUUUGUGAUUAUUCUUCAUUUCAAUUAGGAAUAAUAUAUUUACAUGCAUGAAACCAGGUGUGAUGAAAAUGGGGAACUACAUUACAGUAAAAGUUACUCCAAGUGCUCUCUUUCUCUAUCUCUCUCUUUCUCUUUCUCUUUAAUUCUCACUUUCUCUUUAAUUGGUAUAUGGAAUAUGUCAAUAUUAUUAAAUAUUAAUAAUCCAGUAUCAAAAUAAUUAAAAAAAAAAAACCGAAAUAAAAAAUAGAAUCGCAAGAAAAAACAAAAUUUUCAUGCAAAUUACAAUUCUAAUCGAAAUAAAUAUAAAGAAUAAAUAAUCUAGCAAAGAUAAAUAUAAAUCAAAAAAUUAAGAAUGUCCUUCUCUGCAAUGACUUAUGUCUAAAUUAGAUAUUAGACUAGUAUCAAGGAUAAUCUUCAAAAUCAAUGUUUAGUGGGACGUAAAAAACAUGUUUUAAUAUAUAUAAAAUCAAUAUUUCAUCGUGUUAUAAUAAAAUAUAAACUUUGUGCUAUAAGAAUAUUAAUGCUAAUUAUGCUUAAUAACUUCAUAAAAUAUUGUAAAACAGGAGUUAUGCAUCAUAUAUUUUAUGUAGCUGCUCACUGGAUAUUGUUCUGUGAAAUAUGAGAUAAUAAUGUCGUUAAUUAAUGAUACAAUAAUUAUGAACAAAUUAAUUAUUAUUCAAACAGAAUUUUAACUGCCCAAUAUUCAUAGCUGUUGUUCUCAGGUAGUGUUACACAGUUUGAUAUUUAUACUUUAUUCUAUUUAAAAGUAAAAAGGAGGAAAAAAUAAAAAGAAAACAAAUGAAAAAGAAUUUAAUGUAAGUAAACAGAUUGUUAUUAUUAACACUUUCUUGAUAUUAAAUUAAUAAGAAUGAAAUAACACUACUUUGCAAAUACAAUUUAAAUAGUAUUCUUAUCACACUUCUAUGUCAAAAGAUGGAAUAUAUUUGAAAGGUACAAAGUGUAGUAAAUAAACGUAUUUUAUUGUGAAAUAAA